Molecule: messenger RNA, 2019 nt
Organism: Venustampulla echinocandica
Lineage: Eukaryota; Fungi; Ascomycota; Leotiomycetes; Helotiales; Pleuroascaceae
Product: DNA-binding of Mlu1-box binding protein MBP1
Exons: 5
Coding region: 1-2019 (672 amino acids)
Cellular component (GO): MBF transcription complex; SBF transcription complex
Molecular function (GO): DNA binding; transcription regulator activity; protein binding
Source: RefSeq, a predicted model, not a curated record
AUGGUUAAACCUACUGUGCCCGGUGUCUACUCUGCGACAUACAGCAAUAUUCCCGUCUACGAGUAUCAGUUUGGAGAAGGACUGAAGGAGCAUGUUAUGCGCCGUCGCCAUGACGAUUGGAUUAACGCAACGCAUAUCCUCAAAGCAGCCGGGUUCGACAAGCCUGCAAGGACAAGAAUUUUAGAACGGGAGGUUCAAAAGGAGAAUCACGAAAAGGUCCAGGGCGGAUAUGGCAAAUAUCAAGGGACAUGGGUAUCACUUGAGCAAGGAGAAGCUCUGGCUCAGCGAAACAAUGUGUAUGAGAAGCUUCGCCCAAUCUUCGAGUUUACCCCCGGCAACAUUAGCCCACCUCCAGCCCCAAAGCACACCACAAAUAAACCUAAGGCCCCUAAGAAACCCGCGGUUCCGAAAUGGGGAAGCAAACCAGUGGCUCCGGCGCGUGUCGUAGAAGACGACUAUGACAAUAUCAGUGCGCAGCUCAAUGAUGAUGAGAGUGUGGCCGACGAUACUACGGUGGCUUCGGCUUCGUUCAUGGCAGAAGACGAUCGUUAUGACAUUUCCCAGGCAUCAACAGGACAUCGGAAGCGUAAGCGCGAAGAGCAGGCCCAAAAUGCGCUUGAUCAAGCUCAUCUCAGCUACGCCGAUGAACUCCUGGACUAUUUCAUGACAUCAAACCUCGCUAUGUCUGCCCCAAGACCGGAACCGCCGCUGAACUUCCAGCCCGACUGGAUUAUUGAUCAGGAUGGACAUAGCGCUCUACAUUGGGCUGCUGCAAUGGGUGAUGUAGAUGUCGUGAGACAGCUGAAGAGGUUUGGCGCGAACUUGGCUGCGAAGAAUGCUAGAGCUGAGACACCGCUGAUGCGGGCCGUUCUCUUCACUAACUGCAAAGACAAGCAAACUAUGCCGCAGGUCGUUCAUGAGCUGCUCGGAACUAUCGAGGCUACUGACUUCUGCCAAGCUACGGUUCUCCACCAUGCUGCCGCAUCCACUGUUAGCUUGACCAAGCAUAGGGCUGCCCGUUACUACUUAGAUGUCAUUCUCAAUAAGAUGCAGGAAAUGUUUGAGCCUGAACAUAUACAGCUGAUCAUUGACGCUAGGGACGUUGAUGGCAACACUGCUAUCCAUAUUGCUGCUAAGCAUGGCGCUCGGAAAUGCAUUAGAGCGCUGAUGGGACGCGGUGCCCGGACGGACAUUAUAAACAAUGACAGAAUCACAGCGGAGAUUUUGAUACAGGAAGUAAAUGAGAAGCACCUGCGCGAGCUUCACCAAGGAUCGUCGUCACCUUAUGCUCCUGUAAACCCGCCUUCUCAAAUACUUGCCACGAGGGAUUCUGCCGACAAUAACUCCGCAGAUGGAUAUGAAUCUCCUCCACACAACACCCGGAAGUCCAAAGCCCAACCACACUAUUCGGAGGCUGCUAUGUCUGUUGAAAAGAAAGUCUACCCGCUUAUACAAGAGAAGUUCGGGGAGUUGGCAAAGUCAUUUGACGAGGAGUUGAAAGAAAAGGACACCUCUGAGCAGGAAGCUCUACGAAUUGUGAACACUGUCCAUACAGAGCUCAAUGAAAUCCGUGAACGAAUUCUUGAUACGGGCAUGGCGGCAGAUGACCCGCACACUCAAAAUGAAGUGAAUUCACAGCUAGCCCCUGCCGAGCAGAAUAUCACGUCUUUAAUUGAGCAGCAACAGCAGUUGCAGUUACUGAGCCGGGCCAAUCACGAAGAAAACAAAAGCAAUGGGCAUGUAAUGCCAAUCGAGGAUGACCUUACUGAGAGACUUACGUUGGCAAAGAUGCUGGGUGAAGAGCAAGGCAGGAGGCAGACGCUGGUAGCCCUAUACAGGGACGCCCUGGCUGUAGCCGGUGAUGUUGGUGAAAUGGGCGAAGUCUACCGCAAGGUGAUUGCCGACAGUGUCGAUGUGAAGUACACCGAGAUCGAUGAUGAGAUCGAUAACAUACUAGAGGCUAUGCAAGAAGAAGAACUAUGCAUGAGGGGCGAAAUCGUCAUGGGUAGUGAGGUUUAA